CAUGGUGCUGAAGAUCCGGCUGGCUCUGUCCGAGGUGCUGAACAGGAGCUGCUGGGCUCAGGCUGGGGCUUCGCUGUCACAGACCCGGUGUGUUCUGCUGUGUUCUGCUGCUGAACCGGCACCGGCACCGGCAGGCGUCGGAGUGUGGAAGCGUGAAACAACACCGUGUGCCUCCCGGCUCGGAGAAAGGGGAGGGGGGGAGGGAAGUAGUCUGAGCGUAAGAAAAUGAGUUUAAAGACCAGAUACUGAAUCACAAGUGGAACAGGGAAGAACAACAGAACGGACAAGCCCAAGCAUCAAAAUGAGCCAAGAUACAACAGAAACACGAACACGAACUCGUUCCAAAACCAUGCGGGGAUCAUGUGAACUUGCAGGUCAAGACAUGAAGCAGGAGCUGAGUAGCAGCUGCCCCACCCCUGGAUGCGACGGCAAAGGCCAUGUCAGCGGAAGAUACUCCAGACACAGAAGUGUACUGGGAUGUCCGAUUGUAAGGAAAAGGAAGCUUGAGGAGGCGGAGGCAGAGGCUGAGGCUGAAGCUGAGGCUGAGGAGAUCCAGUCUGCUCCUAAAAGGAGGAACCAGUCUGGCAAACAGGCAGCAAACAAUGGCUUUACUGCAGGCAGUGACGCCGGCAGUGAUGCUGAGCAAAAAGAUGAGGAAGAGGAAGAGGAAGAAGAAGAAGAAGAGGAAGGAGAAGAGGAAGACAAUGACUUCAAAGAAAGGAAGAAAAACAAAAUGAAAAGCAGAGCUGAGGCAAUACAAUCUGACAUCUCACCAGAGGCCACAGAUGACACAAACUUAGUAGCUAAAGAGGAAAAAAAUGAAAGAAUCCCCACAGCAACUGAAAAUGAAACUGAAACGGGGGAAGUGAAGCUGUCAGCGGAGUCUGAGCGUCCUGAUGAUCCUCAGGAGAAACCAGAGGAAGAGGAAGACGAAGAGGAAGACGAAGAGGAAGAGGUGAAGAGUCAGCCUGCGACGGAGGACGGGCUGUUAGAGCAAAGAGAAGAGGAAGAAACAGAGACGACUGAGCUGACUGAGACAAAAGAGGAAACAGAGGAAGGAAGAGAAGAAGACAUCCCACGUCCAAGAGAAGUAGAGAGACAGAUAAUAAAUCAGGAAAACUCUGAUCACCAGUACUCAAGUGGAGAUUACAACCAUCAGGCCAAAGAGUUGACAAAGGACAAGAGCAAAGGGGAUGAUCAAGAGGAGGAUGUAGAAGAAGAGGAGGAGGAGGAAGAAGAGGAGGAAGAGGAAAGGAGAGUCCAUCAAGAAGUCGACACUCCUUAUAUUCUGAGUCCACUCACUCAGGGAUCGGAAGCAGACGCAUUACUCAGGGAAGAAAAGUUCUGUACUUCCAUGACUGAGGAAGAGGAGGAAGAUGAAGAGCAGGAGGAAGAGGAGAGGGAUGAUGAUGAGGAGGAGGAAGAAGAAGAGGAGGACAAGAGGCUUGGGAAGGAAGCCGGUGAGGUUCUGGAAGAAGAGGAAGACCGAGACUCCAGUAAAGGCUUUCCGGCUACGGUGGUGAUAGAAGUCCGCUCCGAGGAGGAUGACGAUGACGAAGAAGAGGAAGAGGAAGAAGAGGAGGAUGACGAAGGAGAGGAGCAAGAUCGGGUCUCAGAAGGCUCAGGAGUCACAGAUGAUUCAGAGAACUGGGACAUGACUCGAGGGAACCUAGUGCUGCUGGAACAGGCCAUUGCUCUGAAGGCUGGGGAGGUGAAAGGAGGUCUGGAGUCUCGGAGCUCCCCUGACUAUCAGCCUUACAGCUCCUCCAGCAAGACUGGAGACCUGGCUGCAGUGGCCCGCCGCCCCUCCAACUACAGCAAAGAGAAGAAAGAGGUCAAGUGUCCAACCCCAGGAUGUGAUGGGACUGGUCAUGUGACUGGGCUGUACCCUCACCAUCGUAGUCUAUCUGGAUGUCCUCACAAAGACAGAAUCCCUCCAGAGAUCUUGGCCAUGCAUGAGAAUGUCUUGAAGUGCCCGACUCCUGGUUGCACAGGCCAAGGCCAUGUCAACAGUAACCGCAACACUCACCGCAGUCUGUCUGGCUGCCCUAUCGCAGCUGCAGCUAAGCAGAAUAAGAGCCAGGACAAACAGGUUCAUUUGCAGUCUGCAUCCAGCGAACCCUCUUCCAACUCUGACAGAGUUCUCAGGCCCAUGUGUUUUGUAAAACAGCUGGAGAUCCCUCAGUAUGGCAGCUACCGGCCCGGUACAGUGACCACAACACCCCGGGCUAACCUGGCCAAGGAGCUGGAGAAAUACUCCAAGGUGUCCUUUGACUAUGCAAGCUUUGAUGUCCAGGUGUUUGGAAAGCGUAUGCUCAUUCCAAAGACAACCAGCACCAGUGAAACAUCACCCAAAGCCUUCAAAUCUAAAUCAUUUCCCAAGGCCUCCUCCCCGAGUCACAGUGUGUCUGGAACAUUUCCUAAGACAACCACAUCCUCCAGUACUUAUGACUACAGUCAAGAUGCUGAGGCAGCGCACAUGGCAGCAACAGCCAUCCUCAACCUGUCCACUCGCUGCUGGGAGAGACCUGAGACUCUCAGUGCAAAGCCGAGGGAAGCCUGCCCCAAGGAGACAGAUAUCGAAGUCGAUGAAAAUGGCACGUUGGACCUCAGCAUGAAGAAGACCAAGAGGGAGGGCAUGCAGUCUCCAGAACCUUCCUCCUCCACGUCUUCAUCCUCACAACAUGUUGCAGCCACCUCAUCUCAAAGCCACAGUCAGCAGGAGUGGGAGGGGCCACUGGACUUCACUACGACAAGUGGAGUAAAGGAGGAAGACCACGAUGAGGUAGAAUAUGCAGCUCCAUCAUACACCUCAUCCGAUGGUGAGGAAGAGGAUCCGGAGAACCUGGAAGACAGGAAGUACCCUGGUGAGGUUACAACAUCCAGCUUCAAGGUCAAGUUUCAACCCAAAGACAGCAAAAAAGAGGUUCUUGUAUGUCCUACACCAGGCUGUGACGGUAGUGGACACAUCACUGGCAACUACGCAUCACAUCGAAGUCUAUCAGGCUGUCCUCUUGCUGAUAAAUCACUUCGGACCCUUAUGGCUGCCCACACAGCUGAAUUAAAGUGUCCAACUCCAGGUUGUGAUGGAUCAGGCCACAUUACUGGAAACUAUGCCUCACAUCGAAGUCUCUCCGGAUGCCCUCGUGCCAAAAAAGGUGGGAUCAAAACAACUCCGAGCAAAGAAGACAAAGAGGACUCCGAACUGUUGAGGUGUCCAGUUCCUGGCUGUGAUAGCCUGGGUCACAUCAGUGGGAAGUAUGCCACCCAUCGCAGUGCCUAUGGCUGUCCGCUGGCUGCACGUCGGCAGAAGGAAGGUCUUCUUAACGGUACUCCAUUUUCUUGGAAGGCCUUCAAAACUGAGGGGCCAACCUGCCCAACACCAGGCUGUGAUGGCUCCGGGCAUGCAAACGGCAGUUUCCUGACCCACCGCAGUCUGUCAGGUUGUCCCCGAGCCUCAGUCAAUAAGAAGAGAACCAAGUUCCCUGGAGACGAGUACAUCACUGCGAAGUUCAGAGCCAGUGACGUGCUGGACAACGAUGAGGACAUCAAGCAGCUGAACAAAGAGAUCAAUGAGCUGAGUGAGUCCAACUCAGAGAUGGAAGCGGACAUGAUGAACCUGCACACUCAGAUCUCCUCUAUGGAGAAGAACCUGAAAAGCAUGGAGGAGGAAAACAAGCAGAUUGAGGAGAAGAAUGAAGCCUUGUUCGUGGAGCUCUCAGGCCUGAGCCAGGCUCUGAUCCGCAGCUUGGCAAACAUCCGCCUCCCUGCUAUGCAGGAGCCGCUCUCUGAACAGAACUUUGACAGCUACGUGGACACCCUCACUCACAUGUUUACGAAUAAAGACUGCUACCAGAACCCUGAGAACCGGGCUUUGCUGGAAUCCAUCAACCAAGCGGUGAAGGGCAUCGAGGUGUGACAGGUCGUCUCCAGUGAUUACACCAGUGUUUCUUUUCCAACUAUUUCGAUAUUGUCUGUAAUUAAUUCUUCUCAUUUGGACAUUUUUCUCAUCUGUUCUUUGUAUUUGUUUCCUGUUUGCAUGUUCCUUUAGAACAGUAUGUGUGAACAGAUUAGAGUGUGGCUAUAAAUUGUGUUUGCACAUGAGUCAGACAUCAGUGCAGAACAGAGGGGGCAGUGCUAUGUGCUGAGCAGAUUCUCUUAGUUAGUGACCAGAUCCCAUCUCCACCUGAUGAUGUUAAUAGUAUUCUAUAUGAGCAUAGUGAUGUUGCACCUCCAGGACUAGUUUGUAGAUUCAUUCUUACUAUUGCUGUGUAACUAUUUAAGUCCUUUAAAAAUGUUGGUUAACAACUUAUUUAUUCAUGUCUGCUGUAUUUAUUUUUAUGUUGGCCUAUUUAUUAUUCAUUAUAUAUUUAUGAACUUUUUUAUUUCAAAGUGCUACCUGAGAAGAUUUUAAAUGGUAACCAAGAGAAGGGAAUCAUUUCCUCUGCAUUCUUGAACAAAGAGGAAAUAUUUUAAGAUAUCAACUACAAAUUGUUUUAUAUAUCUUAUUAUUUAAAUACAGGAAUCUUUUUAAGUGCAAAUAUUUUGUAACUCAAACUUUUUUAAUGAUUUUCUAAAGAUUUUUUUCGGUGCUUUUGUUUAUAUGAUUUUCCUUUUUAUUUCCACAAACUAUUUUGAGUACACUGCAAUACACUCGGAUUAUUGAGCUGCACAUAUUUGGUAUUUAUUUAGUGAUGAAGAACAAGGUGAUGGUGAAUAUUUAUUUUGUAUUGUCUAUGUGUUAAUGAUGGCUGUGUAUGGAUUAGUCCUUAAGUUGCUCUUGAAAUAAAGGUUAACCCACAGUGA
This is a messenger RNA of Sphaeramia orbicularis (orbiculate cardinalfish), 4806 nucleotides long. RefSeq names its product myelin transcription factor 1a (gene myt1a). The transcript is spliced from 23 exons. Gene Ontology annotation, molecular function: zinc ion binding; RNA polymerase II cis-regulatory region sequence-specific DNA binding; DNA-binding transcription factor activity, RNA polymerase II-specific. Gene Ontology annotation, cellular component: nucleus. The record is from RefSeq and is a predicted model, not a curated record. Lineage: Eukaryota; Metazoa; Chordata; Actinopteri; Kurtiformes; Apogonidae. The coding region runs from base 302 to 3919 and encodes 1205 amino acids. Gene Ontology annotation, biological process: regulation of transcription by RNA polymerase II.